Molecule: messenger RNA, 3567 nt
Organism: Procambarus clarkii (red swamp crayfish)
Lineage: Eukaryota; Metazoa; Arthropoda; Malacostraca; Decapoda; Cambaridae
Gene: Rassf
Product: Ras association family member
Biological process (GO): signal transduction
Source: RefSeq, a predicted model, not a curated record
CAUUCAUAAACAGGGGGUUUGGCGGGUGCAUGGAAUCACUUUUGGAUCUUUGUUUGGAGGACGGGCUGAUAUAUCGUGAAUCCACUAGCCCCUAAUGGUGCUUCGAGCGUAUGAAACGGUAUGCGAAACCGUUCGAUAAAAAUUCAAAUGUAAUUAGUCGUUAGUUCAGCCGUCGUGAGUUACGUGUGAAGUGUUUCUUGAUUCAUAAAGAAAGAGAAAGGUCCCAGCUGUUGGAUUUACGAGCACUGGACCAAUGUUUUGAGAAAGUGCAGCGUUGUAUUCUCUUCGACAGUGAAGUGGACAUGGAGCAGCCAUCACCACAGCCACACUUACAGUGACACUCACCACCACAGCCACACUUACAGACAUCAACAGACGAAAAAGAACCCUUCCAGCAGACCCCAUCUACCGAGACACAACACACUUUUGAAUUUUGAAUUUGAAUUUUGAACACUGCCUGGCGGCUUGCAGUUGGAAGAGCAUAUUUGAAGAUCGAGAAUACACGACCCGGAAGUUUGAGGUGCCGUCCCGUCGUAAUGUUUACAUAGGUGGAGGGAUGUUUCUGUAAUCAUCUGGUGGUAGUGAGAGAUGCGACCACUUGCAGGAUGCUGAGGCUCACCACCUGACACCUUCUCAAGAUGUGGCAGUGCAGGAAGUGUGGUCGACCAGUCUACUUUGCGGAGAGAAAGCAAUCGCUAGGAUUUGACUGGCAUCCAAAUUGUCUGCGUUGUGAGGAAUGUGGCAAGCGACUAAAUCCUGGCCAGCACGCAGAGCACAAGGGAGUUCCAUAUUGUCAUCACCCAUGUUAUGGAGCUCUCUUUGGUCCCCAACUCUUUGGUCAUGGCACACGCAAUGAAUGCCACACUUCGUUUGGCAAGGUGGAAAACAGGGACGGCCAAGUGAAGAGGUCACAUAUUGAAGCCAAGCUGAAAGCUUACAACCAAUACUAUGAAGGCAAGCCGGGAGAGCUGAAGAGCAGAGAGGCCAAUGGUCGUAUGAUUCUGGAGGGUGUGCUGAAGAUUUACUGGGGAGUGCGUAAUGUUAUUCACCUUAAGGAAGAGGAUGAUCAACGAACAAUUGCUGUCCGUAGACGCUCGACAGCAAAUUCCGCUGCCUUUUACUCGGAUAGUGAUGAUGAGGAGCAGACCCACUGGCGUGAUGAUUGUCUGAAUGGCUGGCGUACUCCUCAGUCCCCAAGUUCACCUCAAACUCCAAAAGUCAGCACCUUAGGAAGAAGCACAUUGUUCUGUGUGUUCCCUAGUGACCAGACACUUAAUGAGAGAGAAAAUGCUGGGUCUCUCACUCCUGGAAUCUCAACUGAUGGUAUACUUCCUUCAAGAGAAGAUGGAGCUGCCAUCAGUAAUCGAAUCUGUGUUCAGCCAGAGAUGAAGGAUCAGACACCAAAAGAAUCUCCAAUAAGUUUGAAUAAUGAAGGGGACUUAUGGAAGAAUACUGAUUUUAAGACAUGUAACAUGAAUGCCUUAUUAGAUACUGAGUGCAAGAAUUCUUCCAACCCACCAAAUGGCGUCACUUAUGUUACUACUAGAGAGGAGAAGGUGGUUAACUCGGUGCCCCAGAGUGAUGAGGCCUCCAGCAGCAACACCAAACACAAGAACUCGUCUUCAGAGGUUAUGCUUAAUAACAAUGCUUCGUCUUAUAGUUCCGAGUCUGAUUUUCAUAAUGAAAAUAGUAAUCCAUCAGUCUUAGAAAACAGUGAAUCAGGGGAACUUAAUUCCAGCCUCGAUGACCACACGCCAUCAAAAAGGGUGGCUAUGAAAACGGGAAGUUCUGCUAUUAGAAGACGGCCGGGCAGACGAAUGGAUAAGACCAAGCUCAAGAGACGGUGCUCCAUCAAUGGCCACUUCUAUUUAAGAGAAACGAGCUCCUUCACGCCCCCUCACGGGUCACCGUGUAGUGUGUGGGUGACGUCCUUAAUCACAGCCGAGGAGGUUCUCAACAUGCUGCUGGAGAAGUAUCGAGUGGAAAUGUCAACUCGGAAUUUUGCCCUAUAUGUAAUUAAAGAUAACGGAGAGAGACGAAGGAUUAGAGAUGAUGAAUAUCCACUGAUAACACGAGUGAUGCUGGGUCCUCAUGAAGAUGUGGCACGUGUAUUUAUUGUGGAUGCACAGCAAACAGAAGAGAUUUCACCCCAGGUGGCCCAGUUCCUCAACCUCAGCCUGGCCGAGUGCCGAGCCAUCCUUCGGCAGUAUGAGCAAGAAGAACAGCGGCAGAUUCUUGCCGUCAGACAAAAGUAUGAAGACAUGGAAUUUUACAUCAAACGGAGAAUGAAGGAAUUGCGUGGUGUGUGAGCUUCACAGGUCCGGAAAUGUCCCCAAGUUGAGCUGUCUUAUGCAGCAUGCAAGACCUGACCUGUUUUUGGGAGCAGAGGUAUUGUGAUCUGAUAGUGGCAAGAUUUAACUGACUAUGGAUAAUAAUCUAGGAGUUUUUUAUAAACUCCAUCUACAGCACAGUAAAACUCUCACGUUUUUGCUGAAGAUUGAUUUUGUUUAUAGACUAAGUGGCUCUCACCUUUUUUUUUUUUUCAUAUAUGUUUGGAGAUUGUUCAUGUUGCGUUUGGUUUAGUCUCUCCAUUCGUAUUGCGUGUUUUACUGUUGCGUAUUUUAAUUUUUUUUAUAUAGUGUAUUGCAAUACAUGUGAGAUCUAUAGGAUUUUACCAGUCUAGAAUUUGGUUACCAGCAUUAUUUGGACCAUUAUCAGAAGUGUGGUUCAAAAUUACAUUCCAGAGGCAUUUUAAGUUUUUAAUGAUUAGAAAGUUACCAAGGGCAUUUUAUUUUUUUAAGAUAGAGGAACAUGUCGGUUUUAACUGGUCUUACAGAACCAGCAAACUGAUAGUAGCAAUAGCAUUUGCUCAUUUUUGAAUACUUUUUUUUUCUAUUUCACACACUUUAUUUUGCUCAUAAGUUCAAUUUCAUCAACCAAUUUUGUUUUGGAUAGCUAAGGAUUGGCAUUAGGUGGCAUUCUUAAUGGUUUUCUAUCCGUGGCAGGUGAAUGAUAUUGUAUGGAAGAAACAUAGCGCUCAAACAAAGUUUCCAAAUUCAUUGAUAUUAAUAACUGUUCUUCGGUGUGUUGCCUUGUGUGCAACUUUGUGUAAUAAUAUGAAGCUGUAUAAAACACAGUUGACUGUGCUCGUGCUACCUCAGACUGUCGAGUUGCAUCUUCGCUCCUGCUGUCUUGGUCCAGCUAUUGCUGAACCUUGUUACUGAGAACAUAUAUUCUUAGUACUUCUUUCUCAUUGUAUUGAAGUAAUUGCCAUGGUAAUGAAAGCCAUUCAUGAUUAGUACUGUAUAGCUUUUAGUUAACCAAGUUUGUGGGCCAGUGAGGUUAAGGUUUCAUUCAUUCAUUAAUGAAUGGGACUGAAGAGAGCAUUUCAUUUAUUGUACUUCAUUAAGAAGUGUUGAUAAUAAAUUUAAUUAUAUAAAAGAGGUAUCAUAAAGAGGAGACCGUUCAGGCUUGUUCGCAUAUAUAUAUAUAUGUGUGUCAUACCUAGUAGCCAGAACGCACUUCUCAGCCUAGUAUGCAAGGCCCGAUUUGCCUAAUAGGCCGAGU